UAAACAGAGAGACAGCGAGGAAGAGGGGCUGAUAGGUAAAGGCAAACUGAUGAAUGCACAAAAACAGAGAUAGGCUUGUGGACGGAUAAUAAGGUAGACAGACAGAGAUAGUCACCAGAGCACCAGAUGGAUGGGCAACAAGACAGGUUGACAAAUAGCGAGGCAGCCAGAUUGACAGAUUGGAAACACCUUAAACUAGGCUCCGCUAUACCGCUGAAAUGGGAUUUCCAGCAAUGUAUUCAAUUUGUGUGUUCUCUCAACGCAAGGACUAAAGGAAUAUGAAAAAAAUCGGCCUCCUUAAUGUAUUUCUUCCUUUUCUCAUUAAUUUGAUGGCAGACUAAACAGAGCAGAUAGGAGUAAGGGUUUGUAGUUGCCGUGGCAACGGCCUGCUCUUUGUUAAAGGCUACAUUCCUGGCAUCUGAUGUUUCUGCGCUGCGAUCAAUAAAAACCCCAGCCUGCAGGGACUGAUGAACGGACUGGGGCUUUUGCCAGGCCAGACAGGACUGAGGAGAGGGAAGGAGUUCGGUGGAAGACGUGUGAACAGGAAGACGGGGAGAUAAAAAACAGUGAUAGAAAGAAGAGGGAGCGAUGUGGAGAUGUGAGCAGUGCAGCUGCUGAGCUGGUGGGGGGGGAGUGUGAGAGGAGUGAGUGCAUGUGUGUGUGCUCUCUGGCUCCUUCUGCCUCAUCUCCACUAUUUUCUGAAUGUCACUCACUUCACUAUCAAAGUAAGGGCUUGUUCGUGAUGGUGCUCUGUAUGGAAAAGAAGCUGUGCCAUGAUAGAGGGCAACGUGGGUAAAAGAGACAUGCGACACCCAGCCCUGCACCACUGCCACCUCUUCGUGGGCGGGGCCUUGCUGCUUCUCCUGGUCAGCCCGGCUCUAGGCUGCCCCGCCCGAUGUGAGUGCUCUGCCCAAAGCAAGUCCGUCAGUUGCCACCGCAAGCGCCUGCCGACCAUCCCUGAAGGCAUCCCCAUUGAGACACGCGUCCUGGACCUCAGCAAGAACAAGCUACGCAUCAUCACACCAGACAACUUCUCCUCAUUCCUGCAGCUGGAGGACCUGGACCUUAGCGACAACCUCAUCAGUGUGGUUGAGCCAGGCUCAUUUCGUUCUCAGCUUGCUCUGCGCUCACUCAACAUUCGCAGCAACUUGCUUCAGCUGGUUCCUGCCGGCGUGCUGUCAGGCCUUUCCAAUCUCACCCGCCUUGACCUCAGCCACAACCGACUGGUGGUUCUCCUGGAUCAUGCCUUUCAAGAUCUGCGCAAAUUGUCAUCCCUGGAGGUGGGUGAUAAUGAGCUGGUUUUCAUCUCACAGCGGGCCUUUACAGGAUUACUUGGACUCCAAAGUCUAACCCUGGAACGUUCCAAUCUGACUGUGGUCCCGACUGAUGCUCUGGGACAUCUGCACAGCCUGGUUGAACUGCACAUGCGCUACUUGAGCAUUGGUUUCUUAAAGCCAUUCUCCUUUAAGAGGUUAUCGCGUCUUCGCAGACUAGAUAUUGAUUACUGGCCCUGGCUGGACACACUGCCUCCCCACUCAUUGCAUGGCCUCAACCUCACAACGUUGUUCAUAACCAACACUAACCUGUCUGUGUUCCCAGGUGCAGCAUUGCGCAAUCUGCUCUACCUCACACAUCUCAACUUGUCCUACUGCCGCAUCCAACACAUCCAUCAGGGAGAGCUGGGUCAACUCCCACACCUGGUGGAGCUCCGCCUCCAAGGGGCUCAUCUAGUUUCUAUUGAGCCUUUUGCAUUUGUAGGCCUCAAAUCCUUGCAACUCCUGGAUGUGUCACACAACCGUCUGGACUCUCUGGAGAGGGGAGUGUUUGCCUCACCAGACAGCCUCCAGAGGCUCUGUCUGGGUGGAAACCCAUUAGUGUGCGACUGCAGAUUGCUUUGGCUGCUCAGUAGCCACAAGCCACCUUCUUUGCAGGUUGUGGAUGACCAGCCAGAGUGCAGCGCCCCUGAACACCUCUUGGGGAAAACUCUCCGUGACCUCAAGGAACCACUGGUUUCAAGGUACAUGACCUGCACCAAACCAAGGAUUGGACCCAACACUACCCAGCUGCUAAUGGCUGAUGAGGGUCAGCCUGCCCACCUGAGCUGCAUGGCAGAGGGAGCUCCUCGGCCCUCAGUGGUCUGGAUUACACCCCACAGACGCUACAUCACAGCCAAGAGCAGUGGUAGGGUUGAAGUCCAACCAGACGGUACCCUGGAGAUCAAGGCAGCAGAGCUGCAUGACAGUGGGGUUUACUUGUGUAUUGCCAGUAACCCUGCUGGCAAUGCCAGUCUGUCAGCCUCUUUAGCUGUAAAGAGCCUGGGCAUUGGGGACAGAUCACACUAUAUCAACAGGAGCACAAACUAUCUGACAGACUCUAACAGCACAUGGGGGAAUGGGACAGUACUGUACAACAUGACAGUCCCUAUAGACAUUAAGACUAUCAUCAUAUCUACAGCCAUGGGCUGCCUGUCCUUCUUGGGUGUGGUCAUCUUCUGCUUCCUGCUUCUGUUUGCCUGGAGCCGAGGAAAAGGGCGCCACAAGAGCAACUUUGAUAUUGAGUAUGUCCCUCGCAAAUCCAACGGGGCAUCAGCAGAGGCAACAGAAAGCAGUGGCCCACGACGGGUCAACAUGAAAAUGAUUUGAAAAUGAUGCAGACUGAUUCAUACGAUAGCAAGGUCGAAACAGCAAAAUGCCCACAUAUCAGCAGAAUUAUUUUUUUUUUCUAUGACACAGUGGAUUUGUGACAAAUGAAAGUGAUGUACUAAUAUAGUGGGUGUCAAUAUGACAGUGAUCUAGUGAAAAAGUGGGCAUGUGAAUAUAAAAGUGAAACUGUGGACGUGUUCAUAUGAAAUAAUGUUCUCAUAUAGUACAUUGAGUAUAAUACUAUAACCAACAUAUCAAUAUGGGAGUGAUGUAGUGAUGCACUAGGCAUGUGUUUCAGUGGUGAUGUGAUGAGUAAUGGUGUUGUUGGUUCACCGUGACAACAAGGUGACAGAGGGCGCCACCGGGAGUGACAGGGGACAUCUUCGUAUGGCAGUAGCGCCAUCAUCACUGCAACAUGUCAGGACUAAAUUGUCUAAUACCCAUAUUAGCUGCAGUGUGAAAGGUGUGUUCAUGUGUGCGUGUGUGCGUGUAUGUGUGAGUGCAUCAGUGUGUGCAUGUUGCAUUCGUGCAUUUCUUUGUGCAUGUGCACGCAUUGCCUUUCUUGUUGGAUGGAACAACUAAAACGAAUUAUAGGGUCCAAAGCAUUUUUCCAGGCCUUUGUUCUUGUUUGGUCAUUGUAAUGACAGUAUUGUCACUGUUGAGUAAAACAGAGAAUUAUCUAUGUUUGUAUGCAAAAUCACAGUUAUUAUAUUCAAGAGAAAUGCUGCAUACAUUUUGACGUGGGUCCUCCUUGGAAUGACUCCAACAUUAUAUGGGGAUUUUUCUAACCUCAAGGAUAUGUUAAACACACAGUAGUUACAAUGUGAAGUCUGAGCUUUGUCUUAGAGUUCACUUUCUAGCAACACUUCUCCUGAGAAAUAGCAGUGGUCAGUAUUGUUAUUACUCUGGAAAAGCUUUUAGCUAUAGAAAUGGCAUGUUAAACUUAUUUUAUAACAUAAUAAAUCAUGUGCAGACAUUCCUGCCAGACAAAUCCUGUGACAUAAAUGAGUCGGUGGCCAGACUCAGUGGCAAAGAUUUAAUGGCCAGUGUCCUCUUUGGGCUGCGACAAAUCUGAGAUUCAAAGUUUUUUGGGUUGAAUUUCCCCCUCUCUCAUUUUUCUUUGAGCACAUAAAUUCAAGCUAGCGUGUCCGGAUUCCUCCCUGGAGCAUUGGGUAUUUAUUAGAUGGCAAUUUGAAAGUUGUAGUGGAAUCUUGUAAUGUUUUGUUAUUUUUCUUUUUUUUUUUUUUUGGGUUUGUUUGGUUUUUUUUGUUGUUGUUGUUUUUUUGUUUUUUGUUUUUUGCUUCAAAUGUUUUAAAUGUUUAGGAAAAAAAACAGUAAACCAAUUAAGGGCAAUUCUUUGUAAUGCAGGGACUUGGGUGUUAACUUGUGUGAUCCUGUUGUGAUAAAAUGUUCAAGGUUGUAAAAUUGUUUUCAUAUGGCAAAUUUAUGGGUAUAUUUUCAAAAGGAAAUAAAUCUUAAUCAUACAUGAAAUUGGA
Molecule: messenger RNA, 4138 nt
Organism: Acanthopagrus latus (yellowfin seabream)
Lineage: Eukaryota; Metazoa; Chordata; Actinopteri; Spariformes; Sparidae
Gene: lingo2b
Product: leucine rich repeat and Ig domain containing 2b
Exons: 2
Coding region: 774-2642 (622 amino acids)
Molecular function (GO): protein binding
Source: RefSeq, a predicted model, not a curated record